AGAGAGGGAGGGAUGUCGUUGGAGAGAGACUGGGUGGAGGGGUGGAGGUGUGUGUGGUUGGGGGGUUAGAUGAGAUAGAGGGUUUAAGAUUCGGUCCAUCCAUCCUUCAGUCCUCCCAGACUUGAAGAGGGCCGGCAGACAAACUGAUCAUUGUCAUUCAUCUAACGGAGCUUUUUCUUUUUUUUCUUUUUUUUUAUUCCCCCACACUUCUGCUCCAAUCAAGAUGCAGUGCAGCUGUAGCUCUUCAGUAGGACACCUUUCAUCGCCUUACUGGAGUAGAACAGUGCUGUUCCCCGACUGGGCCUACAAACCGGCCUGGUCGCCCGGUUCCAGGCAGGUCCAGCUGUGGCACUUCCUGCUGGAGCUGCUGGGGCGCGGCGAGGGCGGCGCCAUCGGCUGGGGAGGGGAGUGGGGCGAGUUUGUCAUCCGGGACCCGGAGAGGCUCGCGAGGCUGUGGGGGGAAAGGAAGGGCAAACCACACAUGAACUACGACAAGCUCAGCCGGGCGCUCAGAUACUACUACAACAAACGCAUCCUGCACAAGACCAAAGGCAAAAGGUUCACCUACAAGUUCAACUUCAGCAAACUCAUCCUGGUCAACUAUCCGGGACACCCAGCAGCACCCGGGCAUCAGCUUGUACAGAGCGGCCCUCUUCCCUUUCCUCUCCUCCCCGCCGAGAGCGGCCUUCCUCUGUGUGGAGGAGCGGGGUCGGUGAUGGACAGAGCGGUCCAGCCGGUCCCUUCUUACCCCCUCUUACUCCCGUGCUGCCUCCCUAAGCCCGUCCCGACUCCCCGCGCUCUCCACGGCCACUUUCCCUUCAUCUCCACCCCCGGACGCCCGGGAGCCAACCUGAGGGAGCUGAGGGAGUCGGCCCUCCACGUCAGCGCUAACGGCUGGCCGCACAAGAGCCCCGUCGGGUGGGAUUUGAACCACAUCAGCCGAAGCCUGUUUGGUGGAGUGAAGCAGACUGAAAGUCAAGGAGAGGAGAGGAGAGCGGGGAGUGAUGCACAGAUGGGGGAGAGGGAGUGAGGACGGGGAACAAACUAUAACAGAUGGACUGCUUUCCCUCCUCAAAUCUCUCAAAUAGGCUCGUUGUACAGUAGUUUAUCAUUCCCAGCCUGUGAUACACAGACUUUGUAUUUAUUCAUUUGGACCAUGAUGUGUGUGUUUUAUUUUUUUUUGAUAGAAAUAUUGAAGAAGCUGCUUUUCUUUUGUCAGCUCUUCAUGCCACACUAGGGGAACUGCACUUGUAAACAAUUAACAACAUGGCACUUGUGUUUGAGUAAAUAAAGCAGUGCACUCAACUUACAUUAUUCAGCUGUUUGUCUUGCAUUCCUCGCCCUCCUCCUCCGGGGCUUCAUGAAAAUAAUAAGAGUCGCAUCAAUGAUGCACACAAACAGGCACUGUGAAAUUUUCAUGAAAGCAGCUUUCAUGUCUUCUUCUUCUUCUUCUGCAGCAUCAGGACCAGCUCUUACCACCCCGACACAGCAGGGGGCAGCUGCAGCUUUGGUAGCCGCUAAACUUUUCACUGCUUUUCCCGGGAGAGAGUCAGAGCUGGGUAAAAACACUAAAGAGGUGUCACUCCGGGUUAUUUUCCGGGUACCCUGAAUCCAGUUCAGUGGGGAAGCUGCAAGCAAGGGUUAACUUUUAUAUGUUUGUUGUUAUUGUUUCAAAUAAAUAUAUUUGUAUCAUAAAAUUCAGUUAAAAUUCAAACGGUCAA
Molecule: messenger RNA, 1721 nt
Organism: Larimichthys crocea (large yellow croaker)
Lineage: Eukaryota; Metazoa; Chordata; Actinopteri; Sciaenidae
Product: protein FEV
Exons: 6
Coding region: 224-1030 (268 amino acids)
Biological process (GO): regulation of transcription by RNA polymerase II; cell differentiation
Cellular component (GO): nucleus
Molecular function (GO): DNA-binding transcription factor activity, RNA polymerase II-specific; sequence-specific DNA binding
Source: RefSeq, a predicted model, not a curated record